Molecule: messenger RNA, 2866 nt
Organism: Hyaloscypha bicolor E
Lineage: Eukaryota; Fungi; Ascomycota; Leotiomycetes; Helotiales; Hyaloscyphaceae
Exons: 6
Coding region: 238-2712 (824 amino acids)
Biological process (GO): mitotic G2 DNA damage checkpoint signaling; double-strand break repair via homologous recombination
Cellular component (GO): Mre11 complex
Molecular function (GO): protein binding; damaged DNA binding
Source: RefSeq, a predicted model, not a curated record
ACAAUCACAGAAUUUUCUGAGGCUGCGGAAAUUUAUACCGCACUAAAUUUCGCCGAGGCUGAACAAAGCACCUGAUAAAUUCGCUAUGAAAAGGCAAGAGGCGUAUUUUUGGUGUCGAGGAUCAGGUGAUCACGCGUCUCCCCGCUUCUGACAACCUUGAACCUUCGACAACAUCGCGCCUAUCAGGCCCAAAUCCCGCUGCGGAAGGCUCUCUCACCUUAACUUGAGCCAUUAGGCAUGUGGGUUCUUGAGAACAAAGGCGACGCCUUCAAAGGCAAGAAACUCUGGCUGCGACCAGGGAAGAAAUUCCUCUUUGGGCGCACUCAUACAGAAGAUGGGCAAUUUGUUAUAGAGGACAAGACCGUCUCCAGACAGCAUUUGACAAUCGAGGUGGAUCCCGUCACGGCUGUUGACUGCCCAAAUGCCAGAACCCGAUCGCGCGUCACACUGCAAGACCUCGGCACAAAAAUAGGUACGACGGUGAACGGGCAGCGUUUGGAGAAGAAGACAGACCAUGUUCUUCAGAGGGAAGAUAACGUUAUCACUCUCGGGAAAUACAAGUACAAUUUUCGAUUAACUUGGGUCCCUAUCAUACUCACAUUCUCCUUCUCCACCAAAGACCACAACGCGAAUCCAUACACGAAUCUCUAUGAACUAUUCGGGCCCCUCGAUAUCAAAAUUCUCAUUGAAUACGAACACGGACACACAACACACCUUGUUGCUAAGAAACGCAAUACAUCGAAGGGGCUCCAAGCACUUAUUAAUGGGAAAUACAUUGUCUACAAUCCCUCAUUUGUCAAUGCUUUGGUCGCUUCGGCCACACCAAAUGAGGGAGGACCAGCUCCUUUAGAAGUAGACUUCGAGGCCAAUUUUCCAGACCCGCUUCGACAUCUCCCCCCGAAAGGAGAAGAACCUACACAGCGCGAUGAAACUGCCUAUGAGCCAAAUGCCCUUCGGCAGGACAUGUUUGACGGGUAUACAUUUGUGUUCUACGAAAGACGACAAUACGACACCCUUCUCGCAACAAUCACAGAAGGUAAGGGAAAGGCUAUGAUAAGUGAGGCUGUUCCGAACGAGACGACUGUCGACGGUUUUGUUGAAUACGUCAAGAAUGUUGCUGGUGAAAAGGGUCUUGGAGAGUUUGACGACGGCAGCGAGGGCAAGGGAGUUGUUGUUGUCCGAUUCAAUCCUGUCAAAGGGGCUGGCGCCGACUGGUAUGCAGAUUUUGGCCGAAAGGUUCAAAUGCGUCUUGAUCAUCGCUUUGUUGAACAGAAUGAGUUCCUUGAUGCUAUUCUAGGAAACGAUGCAAGUGUUCUACGGCGACCUCUUGAGAUAGAACUCUCCGGAGUGGUGGCGCCGCCCCCAACAGCAGCUACCAAUUUGACCUCACAAACCAUUCAAAUAUCCCAGCUUGCUCCGACCACCCAAACCGCGGAAGAGAUGGCUCCACCUGAGCCUCCACGACGGGGUAGAGCUCGCCGGGGCGCCAGGGCGAAGUUUACAGGUUUUGAAGAUGAUUUCAGCGUUCCUGUGAGCUCAGCACCCGAGUCUAUGGCUGUAGAUGAACCAGCAGUUGAGUCUCAGAGUCUCUUCGUAUCACAGAAUACAGAAGUAGACGUGGAUCAAGAGACAUCUCAACCACCAGAGACACAAACCCGGAGCAGUCGAAAGAGACCAGCAUCCCCUAUUAUCGAAGAAGAGGAAGACAUCAUGGAUAUCAUGGCACCUACCACAGCAGCUUUGAAGCGCCGCCGUCUUGAACGAGGAGAGCCAACACCUCCACCUCCAGCGCCUAUCGUCGAGGCGAAGCCAGCACCUGCCAAACCUGCAAAGCCCGCAAAGAAAGCCAAAAAGGAAAUCGACAUCCUCGAGAUAGCACGCCAGAGACGUGAGGAGGAAGAGAAAGCCAAAGCCGAGCGCGAGAAAAUCCAAGAGCAACUGGAAAGAAUGGACAUCCACGAGCGUCCGGAAAUCGAAAUCGCCGAAAUGGAAGUAAAGCGGUCAGUUCCACCUUCUCGAGCCGCGGCACGCGCGGAUGAGAGUGAGCGCUGGGAUGACAAAUGGAACGGUCGCAAGAACUUCAAGAAAUUCCGUCGUCGAGGUGGUGCUACGGGUCCUGUCCAGGAGAAGAUCAUCGUCCCGCUGGAGGAGGUCAAGAAGAAGGAUUUCGGGAUCGGCGAUGAUUAUUGGGACGAUGGGGACUCUCAGCGGCGGAGGAAGAAGGAUAAAGGCAAGGGGAAGGAGACACAAGAGGCCAGCCAGAGAGAACUGGAGAUCCAAGGCCGGUCUUCUAAUAAGAGCCAGAGCCGUGCUGCGGAGAAGGCAUCGCGGAUCCUGGCUAGUGAGGCCGAGGAUGAACUUGGGGUUGGUAGUGUUUGGGCGAAAGGAGAGCAGCUGUCUUCAGACUUGGAUCUCGAGAUUGUUGCUCCGCCCCCACCGCCGAAGAAAACUGCUGCUACCAGUAGUCGGUCUCAGCGCACCCAGACUCAGACAUUGGUCGAUAAGACGAACGAGACGCAGAACUUGGAUUUACCGAGUAGUAGUAAGAGUGCGAGUGCAGCUGGGAAGGGGGGUAAGAGGGUUGCGGAGAAGGUGUUGACGAAGCCGGCACCGGCGAAGAAGGCGAGGCCGACGAAGCUGACGAAGGCGGUGAAGGAUAGUGAUGAGAGUGAUGAUGACGACGAGCUGAAGUUUCGCUUUAAGAAGCGAUAGGGAGGGAGAUUGUAUUUCUGGCAGGCAGGUUGCUUUUGGGGGAGAAUUGGAUGGAUGGACGGAGGAAAAAGGGGUAUCAUAUCUAUUAUCCGUCUAUAUACCCGUCCCUAUCUAGCUCUGUCUUCUUCUAUCAUCAUGCCGCAAUGCCAUGUAA